Phlebotomus argentipes is the source of this 1208-nucleotide messenger RNA. Its product is annotated as decapping and exoribonuclease protein-like. Gene Ontology annotation, molecular function: mRNA 5'-diphosphatase activity. NCBI's taxonomy places the organism in Eukaryota, Metazoa, Arthropoda, Insecta, Diptera, Psychodidae. Bases 52 to 1200 code for a protein of 382 amino acids. The transcript is spliced from 2 exons. Gene Ontology annotation, cellular component: nucleus; cytosol. The record is from RefSeq and is a predicted model, not a curated record. Gene Ontology annotation, biological process: nuclear-transcribed mRNA catabolic process; NAD-cap decapping.
CGUGUUUUGUUGCGUUUCUCCUUGUGUUCUUGCGCUUUUCCCGUUAAAAUAAUGAGUGCCAGGGACACAAAUCUCGUGGCAGACUACAGGAAUUAUAGUCACUUGAGUGAGAACUUCCCAAAAGUGACAAAACCUCGAGUGGUGAAUAGUUUCAGCAUUGACAGGAAAGGAGUUUAUCACGAGAGUCUGGAGCAGCUGAAGUACUUGAAUCUUCCAGUGGGCAGAGUUCAGUGGGAUCUCAACAAUGGCUAUGAGAUAUAUGAGAAGAAGGACAGCAAUUGUAACAACAUAACCUACAUCUUGCAGUUCAUCGAGAAGAACUGGAAGAGAAUGCAUAUUCACAGCAAUCAUCCGGACAGAGACAAGAAGAUAAUCUUCCCGGACAUUGUGUGCUUCCGUGGACUGCUGAGGCUCCUCAUGUGCACUCCCUACGAGGCGAGUCCACGGUGCGAUGGCUGGAUUAUUCUGGCCUCGAAGUAUCGCGGCACAAUUUAUCUGUAUGAGAAAUAUACACCAGAAAAGGAGGUAAAGGUGGCUAAUAUGCCAAAGGACCAUCAGAAGUUCUGCUAUUACGGAUACAAAUUUGAGCAGUACAUCAUGACCAAGGAACCAGGAAAACCCAACGAUGUUUCCGAGCCUGUGAUUGAGCGAGAGGAAUUUGACGUGGGCUUUAAGACUGAAAUUGGCCAUCAUCGAGUCUUCUACAUUGCCGAAGUCGAUGGAAUAGACUCCAAAGUGCCUGUGGACAAGGACGCCGAUCUGUCCAGAACUCCUGUGGAGUUUGUCGAGGUGAAGACAACGAAGAAGAUCGAAAAGUUCUACGAUGAGAAAAAUUUUCAUCGGUACAAGCUAAGGACUUGGUGGUGUCAGAGCUUCCUGGCCGGCAUAGAAACGGUAUAUUACGGCGAGCGAACGGCCAAGGGCAUCGUUGAGACUGUGAAGGAGAUCCCAGUGAAGGACAUGCCGAAACUGGGCAAGAAUGACUGGUCAACAGUGAUCUGCAUGAAGUUCUGCAUUCUCUUUCUCGACAUGGUGAAGGAUUUCAUGAAGAACAUCGACGAUUCUGAUACAGUCAUCAAGUUCUCUUUCAAUCCUCGUGUCAGCGAUUAUGUGCAGUUCGAGGAAUUUCUGGGAAAAUCCCCGCUGACUUUCUUGGAACCGUCUUUCGUCGAGUUCCUGUGCGCUCAAGACAAAAGAUAAUAAUGAGU